AUGGAUAAUUUUAUGGUAAGAAUUAAAGCAAAUAAUGAAGAGGUAAACGAUUUUAUAAAACAUUUAUUUACAGAAACGUUUUGUAAUAAAGACUUUGCAGAUAACAUAAAAUUGGAUGCUCAAAAAACGAAUGAGAAACAAGAGAGCGAAAAAAAGAAUAGGUACAUAAUAACUGAAAAGUAUGUGGAUAAUUAUAUGAUUCCAUAUUUAAUUAGAAAUAAUGAAUCAAGAGAAGAGAAAAGAAAUGAAAAUAUGAAUUCAUAUGAUGAGGAUAAUAAUAAUUAUUAUUACAAUGAUAGUUAUAAUUAUGAUAUAUUUAAAUAUAUUUCUUGUGAUAUAAAUAUAAGGGACAAAAAUAGUGUAAGUAGUGAAUAUAGGAAUAACAUAGAAGAUGAUACAUAUAAGAACAGAAUACAAUUUAAAUUAUAUGCAUCAGAAAUAUAUUUUAAGAAUAUGAUAAAGGAGAAAUAUAAAAUUAAAUAUAACAAAUAUAAUAAGAAAUAUAUAGAAUAUAAUAUAAAAGAUAAAAGUGUUUUACUUAUAUAUGGUGAUUGGUAUAUGUGUGAUUCCUUUAUGAAAAAUGAAAAGUCAAAUAUUACUAUAAAAGAAUUAUAUGAUUAUAUUGAAGAGAAUAUAGAAAAUAUUAAUGAGAUAUUUAAUUGUUUGAAAGGUAGUUUUAUUUUAUUUUACAUACAUUAUGAUAUAACAAAUAUAAAUGUUUAUUUUUUUAAUGAUAAAUUUGGGAUGAAAUCUUUUAUAUAUUUUUAUGAAGAGAAAUCAAUAAUCCUUACAAAUAUGUAUGGCCCUUUUCUUAAUUAUAAUUAUAAUUAUAGGGAACUUAAUAAAAAUGAAUUCAUAUUUAAUGAUAUGUCUGUAAAACAUGAAAUUAAUCUCAUACCAACUUAUGAUACAUUUGUACAACAUGAUAAUAUAAAAAAUAAUUUUUUAGUAGAUAAAAAAAAAAAUUGUGAUUAUAACAUCAUUAAUAAUAAAUUUAAUAAUAUUGAUAAUAAAGAAAAACAUGAUGAUCAAUGUUCAAAGAAAACCAUAAAUGAAGAAAUUGCUAUAAAUAUUAUGCCACAUUAUAUAUACAAAUUAAUACUUUUAAAGGACAACCAAAAAGACAAAGACAAAGACAAAAACAAAGACAAAAACAAAGACACAAACACAAAAACAAACGCAAACACAAAAACAAAAACAAACAAUAAUAACCAUAGGCAGGAAGAUAAUAUUUUUAAUAUUCAUAAUCAUAUCAUGCUAAAAAAAAUUAACAAACAAUAUUGUAUUUAUGAUAAUUCAUAUUAUCAAUGGAAACAUCCUGUUGUAAACAAAUUCAAUAUUUUAAACUUUCAAGAUAUAUUACAUUAUUUUGAAAAAACAAAUAUUUUUAAAAAUUUCAAGAAACAACAAAAAAUACAAUUUUUACAUACUAUAAACAAAAUAAUUCAAGAAAAAAAUAUAACCGUUUGUCAAAAUAAUUAUUUAUAUAAUACUAAUAAAAAUAAUAUUCCAUAUACAAAACUAAAUAAUGUUUUUAUUAACUUAUUCAUCAUACUAUUAAAUCAUAUUAUACGUCAAAAAAUUAAACGUUUUUUUCACCUGACUUGUUCAGGCAAAAAGGAAGAAAAAAAAAAAAACGAUGAUGAAAAAAAAAACGAUGAUGAAAAAAAAAACGAUGAUGAAAAAAAAAACAUGGAUGGUAAAAAAAAACACAUAGAUGAUGAAAAUAAAAAUGAUAAUAUGAAUAUCCCGUAUUAUGUAUAUAAAGAAAAAAAAGAAAAAUGUAUAGGUAUAUUUUUUUCUGGAGGUAUUGAUUCAACCCUUUUAACCAUAUUAACUAUAAAAAAUUUCUUUCAUUUUUAUCAAGAUGGCUACAUUGAACUUGUUAAUGUAGUAUUUAAUAUAAAUGCCAUAGAUAGAUACACUUGUUUUGUGUCUUAUGAGAAAAUAAUUAGAAUGUUUCCUAAUUAUGAUAUCAGAUUAAUUCUUGUUGAUGUAUAUCCUGAUGAUUUAAUAAAGUAUGAGAAAAUUAUAUAUUCUAUUAUAUCUCCUAAUAAUAAAAUUAUGGAUUUUAAUAUUUCUUCCGCCUUAUUCUUUGCUAACCUUGGGAGGGGUUUUUUAUGUCCCCGUACGUUUUUUGAAUCACAAGAAUGGAGAAAUAUAAAAGAAGAAAACAUUAUGAAUGUGUUAAAUGUAAGUAAUAUAUGUACGAGUAACCAACAUACUAGUGAUAAUAAUUUAUGGGAAGAAAAUUCUUUGGAGAAGAAAAUUUGUGUCAAAGGAAAAAGAAAGAAAGAGAUUACAUCAUCUUCAAAUAUAAAUAUAUUAUACAAAUGUAGGAUAUGUAAAUAUGUGAUGAAUAAAAAAUGUGUUCAUAAAUGUUGUUCAGUUUGUUGUAAGAAACUUCGCUAUAUAUGUAUUAAUGAAAAUGUGUAUAAUAUUAACAAGGAAAUAAAUUCAAAGGGAUGUGAUAAUGCUGAUAAUGAUGAUGAUAAUAAUGAUGAUAAUAAUGAUGGUGAUAAUAAUAAUGAUGAUGAUAAUAAUAAUGAUGAUAAUAAUAUUGAUGAUAAUGAUGGUGAUAAUAAUAAUGAUGAGAAGGAUUUCAUUGGAAUGUAUGAAAUUCAAUAUAAUAAAGAAAAUAAAAAUAAAAAUAAAAAGAAUAUAUAUUUAAUUGUAAAAAAAGAAAGAAUACUCAUCAACUUUGAAUUAUUUAGACAAUGCAUUAUACAUAAAGAUAAAUUAUACGAUUAUAAAAAAAUAGGAUAUCUCUUUGCAGAAUUUAAGAAAGAAUUAAAAAAAGACAAAAUGAACAAAAAACAAGAAUAUAAAGAAAAUAAAUACCAUGGAGAAAUUAUAAAAAAUGAUAAACAUCCUUUGUGUGAUGAAGAGUAUAAAAAAAAUAAAUACCAUGAAGAAAUUAUAAAAAAUGAUAAACAUCCUUUGUGUGAUGAAGAGUAUAAAAAAAAUAAUUACCAUGGAGAAAUUAUAAAAAAUGAUAAACAUCCUUUGUGUGAUGAAGAGUAUAAAAAAAAUAAAUACCAUGAAGAAAUUAUAAAAAAUAAUAAACUUCCUUUAUGUGAUGAAGAGUAUAAAAAAAAUAAAUACCAUGAAGAAAUUAUAAAAAAUAAUAAACUUCCUUUAUGUGAUGAAGAGUAUAAAAAAAAUAAAUACCAUGAAGAAAUUAUAAAAAAUAAUAAACUUCCUUUAUGUGAUGAAGAGUAUAAAAAAAAUAAAUACCAUGAAGAAAUUAUAAAAAAUAAUAAACUUCCUUUAUGUGAUGAAGAGUAUAAAAAAAAUAAAUACCAUGAAGAAAUUAUAAAAAAUAAUAAACAUCCUUUAUGUGAUGAAGAGUAUAUACAAAGAGAUUUUAUUCAUCAAUUUGCAUCUGAAAAAAGUGAGAUAAACGAAAAACACAAUCUUGAAAAAAUAAAAAACUUAUUUUCGUCGAAAGGAAAAAAUAAAAAAGAAGGUAAAAAAAACAAUAAAAAUAAAAUGUUUAUAAAUAAUGAUAAUAUAAAUGAUGAUUCUAAUGAAGACGGUGAUGAAAGACAAAAAAAAGAAAAAACAAAAUCUACUUAUAAUGAUACCCAUUUGAAUUAUUUUAAUAAAAAUAUAUAUUAUCCAAAUAAUAAUUACGAUAAUGAAAAAGAAAAAUCAUUUUAUAUGUGUAACCAUCAGUUGUUAAUUAUAGGUAGUGGAGCAGAUGAAUUAUUUGGAGGAUAUUAUAGACAAAACAAUUUUAAUAAAAAAUUAGCAAAAAUAAAUAAAAAUUAUAAAAUGUGUGAGAUGAUUAAAGAUAUUAGAAGAAUAUGGAUACGAAAUUUAUAUCGUGAUGAUCGUGUUAUUACUUUCUCAAGUUUUAAAAAAAAAUAUAUUUUCUAUCCAUAUCUAGAUAUGCUUAUGAUUAAUUUUUUAUUUUCUUUACCUUUUUGUAUUAUUGAAACACCCAUGGGAUAUAUUAACACAAAUGAAGGUAACAUAAACAAAUGUCACAAAAAUGAAAACUUAAAUAAUGAUGAUGAAGAAAUGGAAGAACCAUAUAACACAUUCAAUACAGAAUAUAUGAAUGAGCAUACUUUAAUAUAUGAAGAACAAUUCAAUUAUCUUAAUACACAUAUAUUAAAUGAAUGUAAUUAUAUAUAUGAACGUAUGAAAACUGAAAAAAUUAAUAAGUGGAUUCUUAGGAUGUCUAUGUAUUUUUUAAAUUUUAAAGAUGUUAUGUUUUUUAAAAAAAAAGCUAUACAAUUCGGUUCAAAAUCAAAAAAUGUAAAAAGAUAUAUGAAGGAAUCUUUAGGUAUCUAUCCUAAAGACUCUGAACAAAAUUCAAGCGCACUUUUUAAUGAGAAAAGUGGGAGAGACGAGUACAUAUUAUUAUCAUAA
This is a messenger RNA of Plasmodium falciparum 3D7, 4380 nucleotides long. RefSeq lists its product as uncharacterized. NCBI's taxonomy places the organism in Eukaryota, Apicomplexa, Aconoidasida, Haemosporida, Plasmodiidae. The record is from RefSeq and is a predicted model, not a curated record.